Molecule: messenger RNA, 2022 nt
Organism: Scomber scombrus (Atlantic mackerel)
Lineage: Eukaryota; Metazoa; Chordata; Actinopteri; Scombriformes; Scombridae
Gene: klhl21
Product: kelch-like family member 21
Exons: 5
Coding region: 165-2006 (613 amino acids)
Biological process (GO): protein ubiquitination
Molecular function (GO): protein binding
Source: RefSeq, a predicted model, not a curated record
AGAUCCGACGCAUCAAAGUUUGAUCUCAGCUCGGCUUGUAAGCUGUUAUCUCGUCUUACUCUGUAAAAAAAAAAACCCAUCACAUCCAGAGAGGACUAACACUGAUGUUAACAGCGUUCUGAGCACAACCACCAGAGACUGAGACACCCAGAGAGAGAGGCGAGAUGGAAAAACCCGUCUUACAGACUCAACCGUCCACCCUGCCUUUUUUCGACACUGCUCACGCCUUCAACCUGCUGCGGGGAAUCCAUGAGCUUCGUGCCGAACGGAAGUUUUUCGAUGUGACUUUGUGCGCCGAGGGCCGCGAGUUCCACUGUCACCGCACCGUGUUGGCCGCCGCCAGCACCUACUUCCGGGCCAUGUUCGCCGGGACGCUGAGGGAGAGUGUUAUGGACCGUGUAGUUCUUCAUGAGGUGUCAGCUGAGCUUUUAGGCCUGCUGGUGGACUUCUGCUACACAGGACGAGUCACCGUCACUCAGGAUAACGUGGACCUCCUGCUGAAGACGGCCGAUCUGUUUCAGUUCCCGUCUGUCAAAGAGGCCUGCUGCGCUUUCCUGGAGCAGCGACUGGAUGUUUCCAACUGCUUAGAGAUCCAGGACUUUGCGGAGGCCUUCGCUUGCAGAGAGCUGGCGGUCAGCGCGCGACGCUUUGUCCUCAAAAACAUAAUGGAGCUGGCUAAAGGGAUGGACUUUGAGCGGUUGCCGUGGAAACGCCUCCUUGAGUUUGUGUCAGAUGAUGAGCUUAGCGUGGACAAAGAGGAGACGGUUUAUCAAAUUGCGGUGCUCUGGGUGAAGGCCGACUUCCAGCGGAGACUGCACUACUGGCCCGAGCUCCUCCAGCAGAUCCGCCUCCCGUUCGUCAGGAGGUUCUUCCUGUUGGCUCAUGUGGAGAGCGACCCACUGGUCUACCUGUCACCCACCUGCCUCCGCAUGGUGAACGAAGCCCGCAGCUUCCAGUCCUGUGAGUACGACCGACACGACAGGCCGUGCCACCGCAUGCGGCCGCGGCCAUCGACAGGACUGGCAGAGAUCCUGGUGGUGGUGGGAGGCUGCGACCAGGACUGUGAUGAGCUGGUGACUGUGGACUGUUACAACCCGCAGACCGGACAGUGGCGCUAUCUGGCCGAGUUCCCCGACCACCUCGGAGGAGGUUACAGCAUAGCUGCCCUCGGAAGUGACAUGUAUGUCACAGGCGGCUCUGAUGGCUCUCGCCUCUACGACUGCGUGUGGCGUUACAAGUCCAGCGUGAACGAGUGGACGGAGGUGGCGCCCAUGCUGAAGCCUCGUGAGUACCACAGCUCCUGCGUGCUGAAGGGUCAGCUCUACGUGGUGGCGUCGGACAGCACCGAGCGCUAUGACCACGCGCUGGACUGCUGGGAGGCCUUGCCGCCGUUGCCGCACCCCAUGGACAACUGCUCCACCACGACGUGUGGCGGACGCAUGUACGCUAUCGGCUGUCUGACCGGGGAUGACGCUAUGGCCAUCCAGAGCUACGACGCAGACACCAACCGCUGGUCCAUGGUCAACUGUGGACAGAUCCCCCCGUGGUCAUUCACACCCAAAACUAUGACCCUCAACAAACUGAUCUACUUUGUGAGGGAUGAUUCAGCUGAGGUGGACGUUUAUAAUCCUCAAAAGAACGAGUGGGGCAAAAUUAGUCCGAUGAACCAGGUUCAUGUUGGAGGCAGCGUGGCAGCCCUGGGUGGUAAAUUAUACGUGUCUGGCGGUUAUGACAACACAUUUGAGCUGUCUGACGUGGUGGAGGCGUACGACCCGGAGACCCGAACCUGGACUGCUGCUGGACGACUACCUCAGCCCACCUUCUGGCACGGCAGCGUCAGCAUAUUUCGUCAGUUCAUGCCUCAGGUGUCCAGUGCGUUUGAACCUACUGACAUACCCGAGUCCAACGCCAUUAACCUGCACCGGCACCAGCGUCACCAGGAGCUCCACAAUCUCAACAACAAUCUGAACCAGAACCAGAACCAGGACGUGAACCCGGCGCACUGAGUUUGGACCCUGUCAC